Oldenlandia corymbosa var. corymbosa is the source of this 219-nucleotide messenger RNA. The record is from the annotation of a GenBank genome assembly. NCBI's taxonomy places the organism in Eukaryota, Viridiplantae, Streptophyta, Magnoliopsida, Gentianales, Rubiaceae.
AUGGCUGAUCAUAUGGGUUGUAACGUUAUCACGUCUGCUCAGGGUGAGGAGCUGAGGAAACAAAUUGGGACAGCAGCGUACAUUGAGUGCAGCUCAAAAACACAGCAGAAUGUGAAAUCUGUGUUUGACACUACCAUCAAAGUUGUUCUCCAACCUCCAUGGAGGAAAGAAGUUGCUAGAAAGAGAAGGCACAGAACCUUUGGCUGCGUCUUUGUGUAA